AUGUCUAGACAUGCUGCACUUGUUCGAAUCACAUCCAAAUGGAUCCAUUAUAAACUUGUAGAAUACAUGUGGGACAAUAUGCAUUAUUUACUGCCCAUGAAGACAACUCGACGCGGGCGACCAGGGGGUGCGCUCCGCACCCCCGACGCUCGGGGGUGCGCUCGACGUUCGGGACGCUCGACGCGGUGGCGUGCUCGACGCCCGACUGCGUGGAGUGCCGUUGAAUUGGGGCCCUCGCUCGGGGUGCGCUCGACGCUCGGGGGUGCGCUCGACGCUCGGGACGCUCGACGCGGUGGCGUGCUCGACGCCCGACUGCGUGGAGUGCCGUUGAAUUGGGGCCCUCGCUCGGGGGUGCGCUCGACGCUCGGGGGUGCGCUCGACGCUCGGGACGCUCGACGCGGUGGCGUGCUCGACGCCCGACUGCGUGGAGUGCCGUUGAAUUGGGGCCCUGCCAAUCACGCAGGUUGGGACACUGGUUUUCAAACCGUAGCAGUACAGCUAUGCUUUGGUUGGGCGAGUGCGAGAUUUGGCAGGCAAUCGAGAGCGAACAGGCGGGACAGGCGGCGAGAGCGGAGCGAGAAGGUGCGGAGCGAGAAGGUGCGGAGCGAGAAGGUGCGGAGCGAGAAGGGUGGUGGCGUAGCUGGCCGAGGAGACAAGAACGCGCGCAAGAGUGCACAUGCGAGAGGAUGCGCAGAUCCUGGGAUGGUGCGCAAGCGAGACGGCGGGACAGCAAGACGACAGCUUACUGUCGAUGUUCUCGAGGUAGAAGCCGCCCGGCCAGAUGUUGUCGAGCAAGCCCUCCCGGAAGUACACCCUGCAUGGUGGUUCGACUCUGGAGCUACAAGGCUGCUCGCGAGACCACUGGCGGACACGAAAAAGCUGACGCGCUUGCUCAGCGGGCUCGACGCUCGCGAGGAGCGACACACCACCGUGCCCAGCGCAUGCCGAACUCAACCGCGCGUUUCCGUUCAGGCGGCGCGAAGGGUGAAGGCGAGCGGACAGGCGGGCGAGAGCGGACAGGCGGGCGAGAGCGGACAGGCGGGCGAGAGCGGACAGGCGGGCGAGAGCGGACAGGCGGGCGAGAGCGGACAGGCGGGCGAGAGCGGACAGGCGGGCGAGAAGGUGCGCGUGGAGAAGGUGCGCGUGAGCGGGCGCGAAGGCGAGGACAGUCAAUUGUAA
Messenger RNA from Fomitopsis serialis, 1179 nucleotides. RefSeq lists its product as uncharacterized. The record is from RefSeq and is a predicted model, not a curated record. The transcript is spliced from 9 exons. Lineage: Eukaryota; Fungi; Basidiomycota; Agaricomycetes; Polyporales; Fomitopsidaceae. The coding region runs from base 1 to 1179 and encodes 392 amino acids.